CUAUCUUAUGAACUAUUCAAUAUUUCUAAGUUAAACAGUUCAUAGUUUGAAUUUUGUUAUCUUGGCUCAGAAAUUUUGAAGGCUUCUAUAAACAAAGAAGAAGAAGUGUUAUUUUUUGGAUCACAUUCAAAUAUCACGGAGUAAUAGGCUUCUAUAAACAAAGAAGAAGAGGUGCUAUUUCUUAGAUCACAUUCAAAUAUCAUCCAGUGACAGCGAGUAACAAGAAAAAAGUGAGAUUUGAGAUAUGGCAGAGGGUGCAGUGAACUCUGUAAUACAAACCUUGAGUUCUUUGCUCGUCCAAGAAAUCAAGUUGUUGGGAAAUGCAAAAAAAGGAGUUGAAGACAUCAAGCGUGAAUUGGAGAGCAUCAGAUCUUUCCUCAAGGAUGCUGAUACAAGAGCUGCACAAGAAGAAGAAGAAGAAGGGAGCAGUGAAGGUGUCAAAACUUGGGUGAAACAAUUGAGGGAAGAAGCUUUCCAGAUUGAAGAUGCCAUUGACGAGUAUACAAUGAAGGCGGCGAGACUUCCUCAUGGCAAAGGUCUCGUUGGUUACAUUCAUAAAGCGCGCUACUUCAUAAAGAUUCUAAAACUGAAACAUGAAAUCGCCACUGAGAUUAAAGAUAUCAAGCUAUCACUUGCUGAUGUACAGAGAAGAGCGGAAGAUUAUAACUUCAAGCACAUAGAUCAAGGAGAUGUUCUACCACAUGACUCUCGAGUUGGUUCCUUUUUAAUCCCAGGCACUGAAGUUGUGGGCAUCGAAUCUACUAUAGAUCAAUUGAUUGGUUUCUUGGUAAGCGGAACAUCCAAUCGUUCAGUGGUUGCAGUUGUGGGCGAAGGAGGACUUGGCAAGACCACUCUUGCCGGGAAAAUUUAUAAGAAUGAUACCAUGAAGAAGCAUUUCGAUUGCCAAGCUUGGAUCACUGUUGGGAAAGAAUACACCAAAAUGGAUAUACUAAGGAAAACUAUACGAGAAUUUGAGCGUGUGACAGGGUCUUCUCAUGGAGAGAUGGACAAAAUGGAAGAGAAAGAUCUGCUCGCCACACUUGAGAGACAAUUAAAGGACAAGUGUUACAUGGUUGUGUUCGAUGACGUGUGGAAAACUGAUUUUUGGGGAUAUAUAGAGUAUGCUUUAAUUGAGAACAACAAAAGCAGCAGGAUUAUUCUCACAACUAGAAACAAGAGAAUUGCUGAUCUGAUUCCUUUUGUUCAUGUCCAUAGGCUACAACCCUUGCCUUCAGAUAAGGCGUUUGAACUUUUCUGUAUAAAGGCUUUUGGUCCUCACGAGUGUUGCCCCCCCGAGUUGGAGAAACUAUCUCGUGACAUCCUUGGGAAAUGCGGAGGUUUACCGCUAGCAAUUGUUGCCGUAAGUGGCCUUCUCUCAAACAAGAACAAGGAUGCUUUUGAAUGGAAAAAGUUACUUGAUGAUUUGGGGUCACAGUUGGGAAGCGAUUUUCAUCUAAAAGAUUGCAACAAAGUUUUAUUAGAAGGUUAUUAUGGUCUACCUCACCAUCUCAAAUCUUGUCUCUUGUAUUUUGGUAUUUUUCCAGAAAGCUACUCAGUCAAUUGUGCAAGAUUGAUUCGCCUAUGGAUUGCUGAGGGCUUUGUCCCUUAUUCCAAACGUCGCACAUCUGAACAAGUUGCUGAAGAAUUCUUGAUUGAUCUCAUUAACAGAAGCUUGGUUCAAGUGGUGGAGAUGGAUUUCAUUGGAAGACCUAGAUACUGUCGAGUCCAUGAUUUGAUGCAUGAGAUUAUCAUUAGAAAGACCGAAUAUUUGAGCUUCUCUCAUGUUUUGAAUAGAGAACACUCAAAUCUCCCUAACAAAAUUCGGCGCAUUUCAAUACCAGGAAGUACUGAUAGUGUUCUUGAGAGCAUCAAGGAUUCAAAGAUACGUUCUGUUUUGCUUUUCAAUGUUGAAAGGAUGACUAACUCCUUCAUGACUACACUUGUUGUGGAUUUCAAACUUAUAAAAGUACUUGAUUUUGAAGAUAGUCCAAUAGAGUAUCUUCCUGAAGGAGUGGGAAACCUUUUCCAUUUGCACUACUUAAGUGUGAAAAAUACAAAAGUAAAUGUACUUCCCAAGUCCAUUGGUAAGCUUCCUAACUUAGAGACCUUGAAUUUGAAGCGUUCUCUUGUCACUGAGCUUCUUAUUGAGAUCAAGAAUCUUAAGAAGUUGCGUUAUUUAAUGAUGUACCGUUGGGAAGGUAGUGAUCGUUACGAAAUGGUAAAAAUGCCUUUGGGGUUUGGCUCUUUAUUGGAUCUACAGAAGCUAGGUUAUGUGGAUGCUAACUUCGAAGUACUCAAAGAGCUUAGGAAGCUAAGGCAUCUGAGAAAGUUAGGAAUUAGGGUGACGAAUGGAAAUGCGAAGGAUCUGUGUGCUUGCAUUGCCAAUAUGGAAAAACUUGAAUCUCUGUAUCUUAAGUUGGCAAGUGGAGAAGAAAUUCUUGAUAGAGAAUUCAUGGCUUCCCCUCCUCAUUGUCUCCAACGCCUCUACCUAAAAGGAAAUAUGAAGAAGCUGCCAGACUGGGUAUUUAAACUGGAAUGUAUAAUCAGAAUUAGUUUGAAUUUGUUGGGGUUAAGUGAUUAUCCCAUAAGAGUCCUUCAAGCCCUGCCUAAUUUAUUGGAGCUUAGGCUAUCGAACACAUGCCAUGAUAAGCAAUUACAUUUCAAAGAAGAUUGGUUUCCAAAACUAAAAAUUUUGAAACUCUUCAGCUUAGAAGGAGUGGAACGGAUGAUGAUAGACAAAGGUGCAAUGCCUAACCUUGAAGAAUUACUUAUUGGACAAUGCCCUCGAUUGAAAGAGAUUCCAACUGAAAUUGAACAUCUAAGAAACCUAAAGACUCUUGUGUUUUUUCUUAUGUUGAAAGAAACUUAUUAUAUGACAAAAGACGAGAAGUGGAAUAAAGUCACCCAACAUAUACCACAAGUCCGUGUCAUUUUCAAAAAGGAAGGAAAUUUUUUUUAUGAAACUACUAAGUAUCUCUCGUCUCUCUCACCUGUUGCUUUUGAGCAAUUUAUUGAAGAAGUGGAGCGAAGUAACUAGUUCUCUCAUCUGUGAACAACAGAUGAUGUACCUUGGAUUUUGAGAACAUCAUGAUUAAAUCGUUGUCCACAUGAAUAAACCAGGUAAUUCCAAGAUUUUAUGUACUUGUUUCUUGUGAAUGGUGUAGUAUUGGUGGCGACAUCUUGCAAUGUGUGAUUGUUGUAUUGUCCGGGGAAUGGUAGUAAAGAUGAAGUAUUACUUGCAGUUGUUCAUCAACUUCCUUGUGUAAUAUGUAAAAUACAUUUGAUUUGGUCAUGUAAUUCUAAUGGUUUGUUUAAUUUCCUAUCUUGGGACUUUUCUCUUUCAAUGGAAUUUUAUUGGUAGCUACUUCCAUUUGAAGUUCAAGAAAGUAUGUCACCUCUGCCAAUAAUAAACAACAUUCUUGAUUUACCAUGUUCUUUA
Molecule: messenger RNA, 3439 nt
Organism: Pistacia vera
Lineage: Eukaryota; Viridiplantae; Streptophyta; Magnoliopsida; Sapindales; Anacardiaceae
Product: disease resistance protein RPM1-like
Exons: 6
Coding region: 245-3037 (930 amino acids)
Biological process (GO): defense response to other organism
Molecular function (GO): ADP binding
Source: RefSeq, a predicted model, not a curated record